UUGUUUUUAUAAAUAUUAAUUUAUUAAAUUGGUUUACAAAUUAAUACCAUAUAAAAAUGGACGGAUUUGAUGAAGCAGGUAUUUUUUUCUCUGAUAAUUUAUUGGGCGAUGGACAGCAGGGUCAGGAUGGGCAUCAAUUUAAUAUGCAGGCGGUGAAGAAAAAAUACAAGGAAUUUCUUCGCACCUUUAAUGAAGAUAAUUUCUUUUAUAAAUAUCGUGAUACUUUAAAGAGAAACUAUCUUAAUGGCCGCUACUUUCUGGAAGUGGAAAUGGAAGAUUUGGCUGGGUUUGAUGAAACGUUAGCAGACAAACUUAAUAAACAACCAACGGAACAUCUGCAAAUAUUUGAAGAAGCCGCCAAAGAAGUAGCUGAUGAAAUAACUGCUCCUAGACCUGAAGCAGAAGAGAAUAUGCACGACAUACAAAUAUUAUUGAUGUCUAAUGCUAAUCCCACAAAUGUGCGUGAAUUGAAAUCCGAUUGCGUUUCAAAAUUGGUAAAAAUAGCUGGUAUUAUAGUUGCAGCAUCCGGCAUUAAAGCCAAAGCUACAAAAAUGUCAAUCAUGUGCCGAUCUUGUCACACAGUCAUUGCUAAUCUUAAGGUAAAUCCCGGACUGGAGGGAUAUGCUUUGCCCCGAAAAUGCAACACAGAUCAAGCCGGUCGUCCCAAGUGUCCCUUGGAUCCGUUCUUUAUUAUGCCUGACAAGUGUAAAUGUGUAGAUUUUCAAACACUAAAACUUCAGGAGUUACCCGAUUAUGUACCUCAAGGUGAAAUCCCCAGACAUUUACAAUUAUUCUGUGAACGUUCCCUGUGCGAACGAGUAGUGCCUGGAAAUAGAGUUCUUAUACAGGGAAUCUAUUCAAUUCGAAAAGUGGGUAAACCCUCGCGUCAAGAUGGUCGUGAAAAAGCCGUCAUUGGUGUCAGAUCUCCUUACAUGCGUGUUGUUGGAAUAACGGUCGACUCGGAAGGAUCUGGUGCCAUUUCACGUUACAGUAACAUUACUAACGAGGAGGAGGAAACAUUCCGUCGAAUGGCAGCUUCGUCAGACAUCUAUGCACGUUUAUCGAAAUCUCUAGCUCCAAGUAUUUUUGGGUCUGAGGAUAUAAAAAAAGCAAUAACAUGUAUGCUCUUUGGUGGUUCACGUAAACGCCUUCCAGAUGGUCUUUGUCGCCGUGGUGAUAUCAACGUUUUGUUGCUGGGCGAUCCUGGUACUGCCAAAUCUCAGUUAUUAAAGUUUGUGGAGAAAGUAGCACCAAUAGGUGUUUAUACUUCGGGAAAAGGAUCGAGUGCUGCUGGUUUAACAGCAUCUGUAAUAAAGGAUCCAGCAACGCGCAAUUUUGUAAUGGAAGGAGGUGCAAUGGUACUGGCAGAUGGAGGUGUUGUUUGUAUUGAUGAAUUCGAUAAAAUGCGUGAAGAUGAUCGAGUCGCCAUUCACGAAGCAAUGGAACAGCAGACCAUUUCGAUUGCUAAAGCUGGCAUUACUACGACAUUAAACUCUCGAUGCUCUGUGUUGGCUGCAGCCAAUUCUAUAUUUGGUCGUUGGGAUGAUACUAAAGGUGAAGAGAAUAUUGAUUUUAUGCCAACCAUUUUAUCGCGUUUCGACAUGAUAUUCAUUGUAAAAGAUGUCCACGACGAAUCACGAGAUAUAACCAUGGCCAAGCAUAUUAUAAAUGUACAUCUGUCGUCCAACAGAUCCGGGCCUGCCGAGCAGGCCGAGGGCGAAAUUUCAUUAGCUCUAUUUAAGAAGUACAUUCACUUUUGCCGAACUCACUGUGGACCACGUUUAAGUGAGGAAGCUGGCGAAAAACUAAAAAGUCGCUAUGUGCUUAUGCGCAGUGGAGCUGGGCAACAGGAAAAAGCUGCGGAUAAACGUCUAAGCAUUCCGAUUACAGUUCGUCAGUUGGAGGCCAUUAUCCGAAUUUCGGAAUCUCUGGCUAAAAUGCGCCUGUUACCGUUUGCUAACGAUGAACAUGUUAAUGAAUCGUUGCGUCUUUUCCAAGUUUCUACAUUGGAUGCCGCGAUGACCGGGAGCCUGGCAGGAGCAGAAGGCUUUACUACAGAAGAAGAUCAAGAAACAUUAAAUCGAAUUGAAAAACAAUUAAAGAGACGUUUUGCUAUUGGAUCCCAAGUAUCAGAACAGAACGUAAUACAGGAUUUCUUGCGCCAAAAGUACGAAGAACGUACAAUUCUUAAAGUAAUUCAUACCAUGAUACGACGCGGAGAAUUGCAGCAUCGCAUGCAACGCAAAAUGUUGUAUCGUUUAUGUUAAUUUGUAUUUCUUUUUAAUGAUUACUGUUUUUUUUUACAAUGUGUAUUACUUAUCAAAUAUACAUACCGAUGGCUUAAUA
Calliphora vicina (urban bluebottle blowfly) is the source of this 2346-nucleotide messenger RNA. It is a transcript of the gene Mcm5, whose product is annotated as Minichromosome maintenance 5. The transcript has 4 exons. Gene Ontology annotation, biological process: DNA replication; double-strand break repair via break-induced replication; DNA replication initiation. Gene Ontology annotation, molecular function: ATP binding; single-stranded DNA binding; single-stranded DNA helicase activity. Gene Ontology annotation, cellular component: nucleus; MCM complex. Lineage: Eukaryota; Metazoa; Arthropoda; Insecta; Diptera; Calliphoridae. Bases 57 to 2267 code for a protein of 736 amino acids. The record is from RefSeq and is a predicted model, not a curated record.